AAACACCGCUGUCUUCCUCACUUCGUCUCAGUCACUCUAAGUCACAGGAGCGAUGCUUGACCGCGGACCUCAGCUUGGUUUUCUUUAGACCCAAAAUGUUUCUCCGACGCAACUCAUCUCCACUUGUGACACUUGGUCUGAUCAGUGUUUUCUGCACCUCCCUCCCCUCUCUUGUCAAAGCAUCCUCAGUUGUUGAAGUGAACUGCAGGUCGAUGAACACCUCCUCCAUGCAUGCGCACUGCGGGGUUUACCCAGAUGGAGUCCAUGAUUUAGAUUGCUUUGGUAAACAUAAAACAUAUGGGAGUGUAAAACAGUGGCAAUGUAAGUGGGCACCAGGCAGCCACACAUCAAACAAGACGUACACACUCAUCAUACAACAGCCCAGCAAAAAUCGCUGUGUAAUGUACGACAACAUAUCAAGAACGUCACAUUCCAAGUUCACCGUGUCUGAGAAAAAAAACAUGACAGCCUAUGUUGUUGAAAAGAGCGACCUGAGGAACUGCACCAAGGCAUUUUUCACAGCUUUACCAAAUAAUACAGUGCGAUGUGGUCCUCCAGUAUACGUGUCCUUUAGUCGUCAUUCAAGAAAACUAGAAGUGACUGUGAGCUGGCCACAGGUGGACCAGAGGUUCAUCAACAAAUACAAUCUGAUGUACAAAGCCUCAGACAGCCUUUCACGGGACAAUGUUGUGGUGCAAUCCCGAGACAAAGCACGGUGCACAGUGGACGGUCUCAACUCCUCACUGGCCUACCAGGUGCAGAUACAGUGCGACAAUAACAGCUGCCCACAGUGUCCAUGGAGUGACAGCUACACCGUCCAGCCAGAGCUGACAGCACAGCCCGUCGUUCUCAACGUGGAAGACACUGACGUUGCUCAGAGAAAAGGGUGCCGACUGGUGGUUAUAACGUGGAAGUUUCCAGAAGAGGAGCAGGCCGAAGGCUACAACGUGACCGUGGAGAAGGCCUCAGGAGAGGUCCCGGAUGAGUGGAUGACAACCACUCGGCCUCAGAUCAGCCUGGUCCUGUCCUAUUCAGGCUAUCAUGUCAGCAUCAGAGCCUUCAACAGGGCCAGCACGUCCCCAGCACUAACACAGACCGUCCCACCACGGGAGGACAUGGCUGACACAGGAGCUGGGAAGCUUAAUGUGUCACUGAUCAACGCUACAUCUCUUACUGUUUUUUGGAAAGAUGAUCUAAUCCAACACUACUGCUGCUUUUCUGUGGAGUGGAGCAGGACAAACCACAAAGCCGCUUACAUGUCAUUUUUUGAGAAUGCAAACAACUAUAAGAGCAUAUCCCUUAAAAACGGUCCUCUGGAGCCUUACCAGAGAUACAGCAUCUCUCUCCACACCAGGACAAACAAAGAGACGUGCAACAUGAUGCACACCAAUGGCAGUGAGAGCACCUAUGGAAGUGCCCAGUUCUAUUUUAUUGAAGGAUCCCCUGUCAGCGCUCCCGCCAACAUCAGCGCCUGCAACGUGACGCUGAACUCAAUGGUGCUACAGUGGUUGCCCAUCCCAGAGGAGGACCUCAGAGGCUUUCUAAUGGGCUACAUAAUCCACUACACCGAGUACCACCACAGGGAAACAGAGAAAAAUGUUACAGUGAGUCCAGACUCAAACAGCCACGAGUUGGUGGAUUUGAAAAGCGGGACGGCAUUCCUGGUCGAGAUAUCGGCUUUCACGCGAGCUGGAGUCGGAGUGCGCAGCACAGCGAGCCUCUUUAAAACCAAUUCUCAAGGUGAUCAUACUCUGGUCGGCAUUAUUAUAGGAUUUACUGUUGUGACUGCUCUGCUGAUACUUAUAUGUCCAUUGUUAAAAAGGGCAAAAGUUGUUAUUUGGCCGAGCAUACCCAACCCGAGGAACAGCAAUGCAAUGCAGAAAAUAGAAGUGCCCUUUGAGCUGGAACUGCUAGAGCUCACCACCCAGAAGUCAGAGGAGUGGGACACAGAAAGUCUUCACAUUGUCGAGAGAGCACCUGAAAGCACCCGCGCUGACUCAGCACCACCCAUCAUGCCGUAUGUCUUCCGGGACACAGAGGCUGACGAGAAUUCAGAAUCGGAGCUGCUGCAGCCAGACGAGCCUUUCGACUGGACGGAAACAGACAUAAACAGUGUAGCCGGCCUCUUACCUGGUGUUACUGUGGCCACGUUCGUGGAGCCAAUACGGCAGGACUUCCCAUGUGCACCGCUCCCUUUUCCAAGUGGUUAUACAACCAUGGAAAUGUUUCAGCAGGGGAUGUCUCAUAGCAUCUCAGAGGAUACGACAGCAGCUGCUCCAGCCGCGGCGCUCCAGCCAGAGGACACCGACGUCACCGUGAAAACACCAGGACUGGACUAUACACGACAAUUUAGCAGCGAGAGCAACAACGGCUCCGUUUUUUUGGUAAAAUAAUGCUGUACAGUUCAUGAAGACCAAAGCCCAGAGGAACAAUACACACAUGACUGUUCUCUGUGAAUGAAUGUGAAUGUUUGGCUCCCUUGACUGCUGUGCUGCUCCUGAACUUCCAGCAUCAGAAGUACCUCCAAGAAAGUGGAUCACGAGGGGCUGACAAGCACAGCUUUGUUAUUUUUCCCCAACAGGAUUUUAUAGCAGAUAGCGAGAAUGAAUGAGUGGCAGUACUAUGUGGACGGUAUCUGCUGAUGUUUUAACUGAAUGCUGUCAUCAAAGAAAUGUCAUUUGAAAUGACAUUUCAUCAAAGUUCCCACCUUGAUGAUAUGUCAUUUGAAAUGACAUCCACUUACAAGCUGCAGGGAAAUGUUCAAGUAUGUAGAGCACACUUGAAUGAAGGAGGGGAGCAAAUUAUACUGAAAGUCAACGGUUAGAUGCAGGUGAAGUCCCUGAAGCCACUUUCACAUCAACCACAGGGUCAAGUGGCCCCCUGUUGUGGACUGUAUCUGUACAUCUGCACUACUUGGCCUGUCUGAUCUGCACCAAUGCACAUGACCUCAACACAUUUCUGUUCCAACCUGUGCACUGGCAAGCACACGUUCCUGGAUAUGUUUCUGUGCUUCUUAAUUUCAUUUGUAAUUUGAUGCUGCAAGUAGCUAAUAAUCAAUGCUUACAGACCUCUGAAUGGCUUGGUGAGCACGUCAACAAUGUCAAGUCUCACUGACCAGAGGCCUGUACCAUAAAGCUUAGCAAGCUAACUUCAGGUUUAACCCUGGGUUUUCUGUACCAUAAAGAUGGUUUACU
Molecule: messenger RNA, 3194 nt
Organism: Myripristis murdjan (pinecone soldierfish)
Lineage: Eukaryota; Metazoa; Chordata; Actinopteri; Holocentriformes; Holocentridae
Product: interleukin-31 receptor subunit alpha
Exons: 16
Coding region: 96-2393 (765 amino acids)
Biological process (GO): cytokine-mediated signaling pathway
Cellular component (GO): signaling receptor complex; external side of plasma membrane
Molecular function (GO): cytokine receptor activity; cytokine binding
Source: RefSeq, a predicted model, not a curated record